ACAUGAGAUACAGCUGGAUUCACUGCUCAUGGUCAUUACUCAAGAGUCUCUCUAGCCUCAAAGUAAGUAAGGUUGAAAUCUGUUCCCUCUACUCUCCCUUGUUUUAUGUAAAUAUUGUUGCUGAUCUCCAGAAUUUUCGAUUGUACCAUACCUAUACAUAUAAAACUCAAGCUCUUGAGAAUUAAGUUCAUCCUGACCACUCUGGGUGACCAGGCAGUUAAAAUGUUUUAGAACAAUCUUGUUACUGGAUUGACUGAUUCAUAGUUUUUCUCUAUAUUAAUUAUCAGGGGUGGUUUUUUUUCCCCUCUCCUUUUUGUAUUGAAAAUAUUUUCGCACCCAUAAAGACUUGCUGAGAUAUCAUUCUAGAAUCUCCAACAUUUAUUGUAGUUGUUAUAGUAACUGUGGAACCCAAGUGUUUUCAGAGCAUUGUUCAGCUUUCCAUAUCCCGACAGAAAAGACCAGAGGGAAGGUGAACCCAGAGCCCGGGUUGUGGGAGUGAGGCUCCAAUUUCCUAAAUCAUUUGUGAUUAUAAACAUGGAUUUCCACCUUGCCUGGCACCCAAGUCUACAGCUUUUCUGAAAUCUGCUAUACGAGAGAGUAAAGGGCAGGCUAGGGGAACCCAACAAUAGCUGGAGGAGGGUUUUUAUUACCUGGAGGAUAGCACUGAAGCACUGACAUGCCACCGUCCCUCUUCAGCUCUGCUGUGAUCAAAGGCUCCUAGGAAAGUCGUAAGAAAGAGCAGAUGCGUGUAGGGGAAGAAAGUUGUAUAGUCGAAAAACAGGGUUAUUCCUCUUGAGUCCGGCAGAGAACUGUAUUCAGAGGAGAGCUCUGUGCCAUUGACAAGAGUGCGAAAGAGGAAGCCUACAUGACUUUGAGACUUGUGACCUGACCUGCCUCUGUCCAGCCAGCCAAAUUGAGUGGGGUCAGAGUUAGCUGCCUUCAUCUAUGGAGUCACAAAGGGUUAUGCAUCUUCUCCUCUCCUACACCCUCAUGAGCAGUCCAGGUGGCUUAAGAUCAAGAAGGGAGGACAUGGAUGUGGACCAUCCCUCUGAGCAGCCCUAAGAGAGGGCCAUGCACACUGCCCUUUUGUCAGAGCCCUAGAGAAUAAGAGAAGCUCACUGCUGGUGAGAAGCGGGUAUGGCCAGGAUUCCUGGAGUCGGAAGAUCGUCAGCUUCACCAUCUUUGGAGAAUAAGGAAGAACAUGAAAGAGAUGUGGCCCUUAAACACCAGGAUCCUAAGAGAGGACACGCCGAGGAGCAGCCCUCCAGCCUUGACCCGAGCAUGCAGGCCCCACCCCACAGCCUCCCAGCUGGGCUCAGCCUGGAUGACUUCAUCCCGGGCCACCUCCUGGCCCACGUAGGGUCAUCCGCCCGGGGGACACGGGUGCCCGUGAUCCGGAACGGUGGUUCCAACACCCUUAAUUUCCAGUUCCAUGACCCUGCGCCCAGGACCGUGUGCAAUGGGUAUUUGCCACCGAGGAGGGAUGCUUCCAGACAGCCAGACCCUGCUUGGUAUCAGACCUGGCCGGGCCCUGGGAGCCGGCCCCCUGGGAACCAGAAGACCCCUGCCUCCCAGCAUUCCCAGAAGUGGUCAGCCACAUGGACCAAGGACAGCAAACGGCGGGACAAGCGCUGGGUCAAGUAUGAGGGCAUCGGACCCGUGGAUGAGAGCGGCAUGCCAAUUGCUCCCCGAUCUAGUGUUGACAGCCCCAGGGACUGGUACCGAAAAAUGUUCAAGCAGAUCCACCGGAAAAUGCCAGACCUACAGCUGGACUGGACCUUCGAGGAGUCACCCAAAGUGGAUUCUUCCUGUGCCACCUCUGCAGACGCAAGGCAUCCAGGGCCUCAGCAAAGACCACCUGCCAGGCCAAACCAGACGUCACCUCUGAGCGGAAGAAGCUGGGAUGUCUCUGAAGAGUCUCUUAGAAGCACCUUCAGUUGCAGUCCUGGAGCACCCUCCUCCCUGCACCAGACCGCGAAGCAGGUGCUCAGACGCCGAGAGAAAGCGGACAGUGUCUGGACGGAAGAAUCCUGGAACCAGUUUCUGCAAGAACUAGAGACUGGGCAGAAGCCCAAGAAACCACUGGUAGACGACCCUGUUGAGAAGCCCUCCCAGCCCAUUGAGGUCCUGCUGGAGAGAGAGCUGGCCAAGCUGAGCGCCGAGCUGGACAAGGACCUGCGGGCAAUCGAGACUGCGCAGCCGUCCUCCAAGAGCUCUCAGGCGCCCCGACGGUCCCGGGAACCGCGGCCCCCAGCGCGCCCGGCCUCCGCCUGGAGCUCCAGCUCCCCGAAUGCACUUUACCCGGCUUCCUCCCUGAGCCCCCACAGGAUGGCGGAUGGAGGAAGCCCCUUCCUAGGUCGGAGGGACUUUGUCUACCCUUCCUCAGCUCGAGACCCUAGUGCCUCUGAUCCAGGGGGCAGCCCUGCCAGGAAGGAAGAGAAGAAGAGGAAGGCCGCCCGGCUCAAGUUUGACUUCCAGGCCCAGUCCCCUAAGGAGCUGACUCUGAAGAAGGGUGACAUUGUCUACAUCCACAAGGAGGUGGACAAGAACUGGCUGGAGGGAGAGCACCAUGGCCGCCUGGGCAUCUUCCCCGCUAAUUACGUGGAGGUGCUGCCAGCAGAUGAGAUUCCCAAGCCCAUCAAGCCUCCGACCUACCAGGUGUUGGAGUACGGAGAAGCUGUGGCCCAGUACAACUUCAAGGGGGACCUGGAGGUGGAGCUUUCCUUCAGAAAAGGGGAGCGCGUCUGCCUGAUCCGCAAGGUGAACGAGCACUGGUACGAGGGCCGCGUCUCGGGCACCGCACGCCAGGGCAUCCUCCCUGCCAGCUAUGUGCAGGUGACCCGGGAGCCCCGGGUCCGGCUCUGUGAUGACGGCCUCCAGCUCCCUGCGUCUCCUCCCCGCCUGCCCACCGCCCGCCCGGCCCGUCACCCCAGUUCUCCCUUAACGCCGCACAGCCCAGCUGACCCCACCGACUGGGGAGGCCAGACCUCCCCCCGCCGCACUGGCUUCUCCUUCCCUCCCCAGGAGCCCAGACCUCAGACCCAGAGUCUCAGCACCCCCGGCUCAGCUCUGUCCCAUCCUGGAGGCUCCAGCCAUCCCCAGGACCUGGGGACCUCAUCCUCCACCACCACCGAGAUACACUGGACCCCGUACCGGGCGAUGUACCAGUACAGACCCCAGAAUGAGGACGAGCUGGAACUGCGGGAGGGGGACCGAGUGGACGUUAUGCAGCAGUGUGACGACGGCUGGUUUGUGGGUGUCUCCAGGAGGACCCAGAAAUUUGGGACAUUCCCUGGAAAUUAUGUAGCCCCGGUGUGAGUGGUCUCCGUGGCAACUCAGAGCCCACCCAGGAUGGGGUGGGGAACAGAGCACUUAUGGGAGGGAGCGAGGACCCCCCCUUCACACACCCCUCACCCCGGACCUGAGCUGCUGGCAUCUGCAGACUAGCCCAGCAGUCUUUCCUACAGAACCUCCCUUGAAGCCCCCUGGACUGAUUCCCACCCACGACUCACAAGCAUUCCUCUAACAGCCCUUUUAUUUCCUCCCCUUCCCCACUCCCCAAAUAUAGAGGUCUGCUUUGAAGUGGAGCCUGUUUCAGGCCUUAUUGAGACCAGACCCCCAAGUCCUCCACCCUGCUACGGCGUUUCCUCUUAACAGGGGCCGGCUCCCAGCUUUACCCCCAUGGGGUUCCUCUAACAAGAACCAGCUUCCUAACCUAAUAGAGACCAAAGGCCGCCUGCGCCUGGAGGGCUUUCUCCCUUGUCACUGCAGCUUGCUUGCCAUCCUCUCUGCCUCCCUGCCUCCAGCUGGGCCUGGGAGUGUGGUGGGGGAUGGACAUGGCUCUUCCUUAGCAUUCGCUGCCUGGCAAGAGGUCUUGCCUGAACGCUCCCUCUGCCCAAAGGCUGCCAAACCCUGUGCCUGGGCCGUGCUUAUCAUUCCGGCUGCCUUGGUGCCCAGGAAGAGCGGGGCUUCCGAGGACUGGCCUGUCCCAGAUGUAUUCCAGGGAGACGGGUAUGUGCUGUCCUCCUGCCAGCCCAGCGGCCCCCAAGUCCCCCCUGGAAGCAGAGAAUGUAAAAUAAAUCUGGGUACCAGGGA
This is a messenger RNA of Odocoileus virginianus texanus, 4095 nucleotides long. RefSeq names its product sorbin and SH3 domain containing 3 (gene SORBS3). Gene Ontology annotation, molecular function: protein binding. Gene Ontology annotation, cellular component: cytoplasm; cell-substrate junction; nucleus. Gene Ontology annotation, biological process: cell-substrate adhesion. The record is from RefSeq and is a predicted model, not a curated record. NCBI's taxonomy places the organism in Eukaryota, Metazoa, Chordata, Mammalia, Artiodactyla, Cervidae.